UCCUAUAAUUCAAACUUAUAAAGGAUGACCAUUUAUACUAGUUGAAUGCCAUAAUUGGUCCCUUUCUUAUCCCCUUCCAUCAUAGUUCAAUCGAAGGGCGAAAACAAUGGCAGCAUCAACACUCACCUUCAGUACCUUUUCUACUCUACAAACUUUCCCCAGAAUUGCAGCAGUUGAAAAUACAAAACGCGUGAACUUCUCCGUUCGGUCGCAGUUUGAUGUGCAGAGUGCGUCGAAUUCGAAAAAUGAAGGCCGUGGACAAAGGCGAAUAUGGAGGCGAAGAAAAUUGAUGAAAAAGGAUGAAACAUUAGAUGCCAAAAUGGAAAGGAUUCCAUUUCUUGAGGAACAAGUGAGGAAGAUUAGGGAUGGUGGUAAACUAUUGACAAUGGACAUUCAUAGACUAUUACUGAACGAGGACAAUAGGUUUGAUUUUGUCAAUGAGAUUGCAGCAGAGGCCAAACAAUAUGUUGAGAACAACCGAGAUGAAUAUGGUGCAAAGAAGGCUAUCCUUCAUGUGCUUAGUAAUCGUAUGAAUGAUGCUGGAGUUUAUCGCGCAGAGGCAUACAUGGAAUCUGACCCCUUCAAGCCUGGCCCUGGAUAUUUGAAAGACGAACUACUGUAGAUGAUUAGUUAGCCAUACUUUCUGUAUUCCUAUAGAGUUUCUCUACUUGGUAGGCACUAUGUACACACUUAUCCGGGGUUCAAUGUCAAAUUAGUAGAGGUAAAAAUCAACCAUAGCACUUCCAAAAAAAAAAAAUCUUUUUUCUAAGGUAGAAUACGGUCGUUUGAGAGGGUGUAUAAGAAUAAUGCAAAAUAUUAUGUAUUAGUAAUACAUGCAUUAGUAAUGAUUGCGUUAUUAAUGCUUA
Molecule: messenger RNA, 866 nt
Organism: Capsicum annuum
Lineage: Eukaryota; Viridiplantae; Streptophyta; Magnoliopsida; Solanales; Solanaceae
Product: protein PLASTID TRANSCRIPTIONALLY ACTIVE 7
Exons: 4
Coding region: 107-622 (171 amino acids)
Biological process (GO): plastid transcription
Cellular component (GO): plastid-encoded plastid RNA polymerase complex
Source: RefSeq, a predicted model, not a curated record